AUUGAUCAAUGUAGUUUAUUGGGAUAACAUUAUUAAAUCUAUUGAGGUCAGUGAGAUGAGACAUGAACGAUCAUUUAUGUUUUUGAAUAAUAUUGAUAAUAGAAGUUGUAUUGUUAGAAUAAGUCUAAAUGUGAUCAAAGUCUUCAAUUGCAUUAUUGUAAUAGUAACAGUUAUUGGAAGUAUAAGUUUGAGGAUACUAAGCAUUCAUGAUCAUUAA
This is a messenger RNA of Funneliformis caledonium, 217 nucleotides long. NCBI's taxonomy places the organism in Eukaryota, Fungi, Glomeromycota, Glomeromycetes, Glomerales, Glomeraceae. The record is from the annotation of a GenBank genome assembly.